Messenger RNA from Salvelinus sp. IW2-2015, 3813 nucleotides. RefSeq names its product CD44 antigen. Gene Ontology annotation, molecular function: hyaluronic acid binding; cytokine receptor activity. The record is from RefSeq and is a predicted model, not a curated record. Gene Ontology annotation, biological process: positive regulation of ERK1 and ERK2 cascade; cell adhesion; inflammatory response. NCBI's taxonomy places the organism in Eukaryota, Metazoa, Chordata, Actinopteri, Salmoniformes, Salmonidae. Gene Ontology annotation, cellular component: plasma membrane; macrophage migration inhibitory factor receptor complex; basolateral plasma membrane.
UGCCUGUGUGUCACUAAGCUCUGAAACCCUCUCUCACACACAGAAUAUAAAAAAGUUGGCCAAAGUCUGUCUCAGCUCCAAUAGCUACCAGACACCCAAAACAACCUCUCUCUCUUUUUAUCGCUCUCUCUCUCACACACACACACCACCCCUCACUCCUGGCACAGAGAAGACAGGACCACUGGAGAGACCAUACAUACCUCCUCCUCCUCCUCCAGUCACUCACCCAGCCAUCGCCAGACGCUAAGCCCAGGAUGUGGACUUUGCUCUUGGGGGUCACCUUUGGAUUACUGGCCUCCUCCAGGUCGGAACCGGCUCAAGCUACAGUGAAAUCACGUAGCUGCAGCCAUGCCGGAGUGUUCCACGUGGAAGGAGAAACUCGCUACUCAUUGACCUUGGACCUGGCCAAGAAGCUGUGUGAGAGCCUGGGUAUCACCAUUGCCAGCAGGGAACAGGUCAUCGAGGCCCAUGCCCAAGGCCUAGAGACCUGCAGAUAUGGUUGGAUCAGCAACGGAAACACCACCAUCCUCAGACAAAAGGCUCGUGUUAACUGUGCAAACAACACGACUGGGGUCUUCUUCCAUCAUGUCUCUCCGGAACAACCCUUUGAUGCCUUCUGUUUCAAUGCAUCAGAUUUGGCUGACAAGAACUGUGAUGCGGCCAUCAACCUUGAUUCAACAGGACCAGAGAGUGUUCAGAUGACAGAUGUAGACCUUGCCUCAGAUGCUGCAGGCCCUGAGGAUGGAGCCCAGCCUGAGGCCACCGUCAACCCCGAGCCUGACACCCAGGACACCACCUCCGCCUCUGGAGAAAAGGGAGCAGAGAGCACCACUGAGGUAAUGGAAGCAGUGGACACAGACCAGCCUGCACCCACUGAGGCCAGCCCAGUAAAGCCAACAGCAUGGGCUGAGGGUGAUGCUUCAGAAGGGGCAGCCACAGAAAGCUCUGUCAUUAAAGAGCAGGUUGAGGGGAAUGAGACCCAGGAAGCCAGCCCCACGGAGCACCCUAUGAUGGUCACUGAGAUUGAAGAAACCACUGUGUCUGGGAUGUUGCCUUCUGCCUCAGAGGAGGAGGGGGCCUCUUCUAUGGCACCACCUGUUAAAGAGCCAGGAGAACCACAGGGCCGGGCCAGAGAGGAGGAUUUACAGGAGGAGGUGGAGGUACAAGCCUCCACGCAGCCCAUUCCUAAUGGGAAGAUGAAUCCAGGUAUGGGAGCAGACCCUACUCCAGCUGGGCAGGAGAUCAGUAGCACAUCAAAUUUGCUGAUCAUUGUGGGAGUGAUUGUGGCACUGGUUGCUAUUCUCGUCACGUGUGUUGUUGUGGUCAAGUAUAAGAGCUGGUGCGGUCAGCAGCAGACCCUGAUGAUCACCAACAAGGAUGGGAAUGAGGGUAACGGUGCGGCGGCAUCAGUGGCUAGCUCCCGCGCCCAGGAGAGAGAGCAGGAGAUGGUGACCCUGAUGAACAAAGAGAAGAUCCAGGAAAACGGCAACACAGAGGAGUUCACCGUUAUCACACUGGAUGAGUCCCCAGAGAAAGGACAGCUGGCAUGAGAGAGGAGAGGAGGAGGACAAGGAGGAGAAGAGAGAGGGGGACAGAAGGAUAGAGAAAGAUGAGUAGCUAUGGGAGUGCUGACACUGGGGCAGGACUAGAGAAGGUCUGGCUGAGGGUGGAGAUGGACACUUUGGCCUGCUACCAAGCAGACAGACACAUUGAACAUGCCAGCUGGGGUUGGGUGGGGGAUUUGUAAAUAUAAGGGAUGGUUAAUACUCUAUUGAUUCUGUUGUUGUAUUCUGCGGAGAAUGGCUGGUUUGUCUCACCUUGUUACUAAGGUGCAACAUCGGAAACUGGCCAAGUCCUUUGCCUGUCUCUCAGAUGGGCUAGCUAGACUGUUAAAGCCAAGAUGAGCAGAAUGCUACUUUCUACCCUGUUAUGUCAGGUAUGUGGUUAGGAUUGGACAGUUUCCAGUCCUAUGGUUUGGACUGAGUCUCUACAGCAGGGGUGUCAACCCAGGCUUCAUACACACAUGCUGAUAUUCACCCCUGCCUUUCAAUCAGGUUGAAAUUUUACCCUGCAGACCCUGUGACACUGGGGGACUGGAGGUUGACAUCCCUGCUCUAUGCCGGGAUCUGAGUGGAGAUGUUGAAGGUGUGUGUGUGUGUGUGUGUGUGUUUGUGUAUGCACAGUAUGUACUGUAUGUGUGUAUGUAUGUGUGAGGGGAGAGAGGAAGGGUGUUGAUAAAGGCACAGGGGUGUGGGUGGGAGUUUUUAAAGGUGGGGGGUGGGGGUCUUGGUUUGCCCACCAAGACCAGUCGGAGGUUGAGGUUAAGGUUAAGGUUGAGGGGAAGGACAUUGUUGAUAGUGUGUCACUUGAAGCUUUUGAGGCAUUGAGUUGGAAAAACAGGCGUGCAGAAAUGAAAACUAAACAGACGUCGUCAAAUAAUUUGGCUGGAUGUUCAUGGGGUUAAUAUUGUUUAUUUUGGAUGGGUAAAUGUGGGACGUUGUGGCCCACUGAUGUCUAUGCUCUUUAUCAUUCCCCUGUUUUCUUUCAAUAUCAACCUUCUGUAUAUUUCAAUUGUUUCCUGUGGAUUGGGAUUUUGUUUUUUACAAGAAAACACAACGAGAUGUUAGUAUUUUAAUUUAUGCAGUUUGGAUUUUUCUUGCUAUUUUUGCUUCUGUAUAUAAUGUACACGUACUUUCCAAAUGCCUUAGCAACAGUUGUCAUUCAUCUUUUUUUGCAUGCAAUGCCCUUUAAUGAAUAAAUAAAAGCUGUCAUAUUUGAGAAUUAUUUAAUCAAAUUCAGAACCUAUGGUCUUCAAUUGUGAUAGAACAUUUGCAAUAGUCAGAGUAGAUAUUGUAUAAAUCAACUUCAUGUAUAGUAUUCAAGACUGUGCAUUUUAAAUACCUUUUUUUAUGAUGUCUAUUAACAUGGUCUGUAUAAAUAAUACAUUCAUGUUGAGUAGCGUACAGGAUUGUAUGGAAUAUCAACAGCUUUCGGAGAAUAGAUGCAAUGGUCAGAUGUGGAUGUUGGAGUACACGUAUCACAUCACCAUAUAAGUCACCUCAUGCUAUAUUGACAGAAAUGUGCCAUUUACAAUGACCUAGCAUUGUGUAGUAAUGCAUUACACUGUGAUGGAACCUAAUAACUGUUGUUAACGGCCAACAUGAAAAUCAAUGUACAAUCCUGAGGAGUGACCGCGUCCCUCACUGACAAAAUAAUUGAUCUGGCUGGACACACUGACAACAACACAUGAUCUGGACACAGAUAUUACAGUAAUGGGCAGAAGAGAAGAGCUCCAAGCACAACUCUGGAUUCUACUUCGCUGGGCUCCUUUGUAACAAAGCAGCAGAGGCCAUCUUAUUUCUGUGGCUUUCCCUGUUAUGUGCACCAGAGAGAGGGAGGUUGAUGAAUUCAUGUGUCUCUGGCUAGGAGCUCUGUGUCUCCAUACUGAUCCAGGUUCCAAUGUGCCCAUUGCUCCACACCUCCAUGUGAUUACAUAAUAAUCUGUCUCUUUCUUUCAUAGGCAAAUCACUUUUAUCUGUGAUUGUCUGUGGAUAUUAUGAAUCCUCCCAUAUCAGUUUGACAUUUGUCAUGCCUUUUGAGUAAGCGGCAGGACAAAUGUGUGUCCCAGCUCUUUUGUGUGGCUUUUUGUCUCUGUUUUUAUUCCUCUCCGAUCUUGCUCUCAUUUGAUUCACUUUGAGGAAAAUUAGAAAUUGUAUUAGGGUAGGAGUGUGUAAUGAUGAAUUAAUAAAACAUUGUUAAUGAGAAAAUAUGUGUAAAGUCAUGGAUGAAAUAAAUYUGUAUAGAGGAAAUGUU